AUGUAUGCUGGUGGAACCGAUACUACAUCCACAACUCUUGAAUGGACGAUGGCCGAGCUUAUAAGAAAUCCAAGAACCAUGAAAACAUUGCAAAAUGAAGUGAGAGAAGUAGUGAAAAACAAGGUAGAAGUGGAUGAGGAUGACUUAGAGAAAAUGCUUUAUUUAAAAGCAGUGACAAAUGAGAGUUUGAGGCUGCACCCACCGAUCCCAUUACUAGUUCCUCGUGAAUUAACUCAAGACACAAAAGUACUAGGCUACGACAUCAUAUCCGGCACACGUGUCUUGAUGAAUGCUUGGGCAAUUGCUAGGGAUUCAUUGUUAUGGGAAAAACCUGAACAAUUUUAUCAGGAGAGGUUCCUUGAGACGAACAUAGACUACAAAGGUUUGUAUUUCGAGCUGAUCCCGUUUGGGGCAGGUAGGAGGGGUUGUCCAGGUGUUACAUUCGCUACGACAGUCUAUGAGCUUGCUUUAGCAAAGUUAGUGCUUAACUUCAAUUUCGAAUUGCCUAAUGGAGCAAAGAUUGAACAGUUGGAUGUGAGUGAAUCUAGUGGACUCACAAUGCAUAAAAAGUUUCCUUUACUUGUAGUAGUUUCUCCUCAUACUUGUUAA
Salvia hispanica is the source of this 609-nucleotide messenger RNA. Lineage: Eukaryota; Viridiplantae; Streptophyta; Magnoliopsida; Lamiales; Lamiaceae. The record is from RefSeq and is a predicted model, not a curated record.